AUGUCCAACACCAGAGAACCAUCCACAAACUACCUGAUUGAAACAGUUUCUUCUCCUCUUCCAAAGGAUAUUCCUCAUGUGGAUGAAAUCGGUGCCACCUCAGCUCCACUUUUGUCAGCUGCUUUCUUCAUUGGAGCCCGUUGUAAACCAUUCAAUGAUGAUUUCAUGCAAUGUAAAAGUGAAAAGCCAGGUAAUGGUGAAAUUGGCUGCCUCAAAGAGGGCCGUCGUGUGACGCGAUGUGCUGCUUCUGUUCUCUCGGACAUCAAUAAGAACUGUCUUGACAGUUUCCGUUUACAUUGGAAUUGUCUCGAACAAAACAACCAUGCUUUGAAAAACUGCAGAAAGGCUGAAAAAUUAUUCAACAAGUGUGUGUUUGAUAAGUUGAACUUGACAAAAACCAUUCCAGGUGUACCAGAAGGUGAAACUCCAAUCCACUUGAAGGAAAAGCCAUUGUACGUGCCGAACGUUGAAGAUUACGACUCAAAGAUCGCUUACAAAAAGGCUCAAGCAGAAGGAAAGAUUUAA
Messenger RNA from Saccharomycopsis crataegensis, 525 nucleotides. RefSeq names its product coiled-coil-helix-coiled-coil-helix domain-containing protein. Gene Ontology annotation, biological process: mitochondrial electron transport, NADH to ubiquinone. The record is from RefSeq and is a predicted model, not a curated record. Bases 1 to 525 code for a protein of 174 amino acids. Lineage: Eukaryota; Fungi; Ascomycota; Saccharomycetes; Ascoideales; Saccharomycopsidaceae. The transcript has a single exon.